UUUGACUCUCCUAACCAACAUGUUUUCUGACUGGACUAGCGCUUUUGUUGAAACUCUGAUGGAUUUUAAUCAUUUUAGGAGAGAAAUAAAUGUGAAAACGCGCCGAGCGGUGCAGUCCGACACGGUGAAUAUGUGAUGUUUGGAGACAGUUUAAAGUGAAUCCAGAGCCCACCAGAGCUCUACAUGACCUCAGGACGAAGAGACACAAGUCCGCUACAGAUUCAAUCAGUGUCCGCCUUCAGAACAGGUCCUGGAUUUGUUUAUAAGGCUUUUAUCAGUGAAGAGAAAACACAAGUGUCCGAGUAUCCUGACUGCACGGAGGACACAGUGGCUGAGUUGAGUCUCCACGGUUCUCAUGGUGUGUUUAAUUCCACCCCGUGCUCUGUACAUCGCAUCAGUCUAGUUAGACUCUGUUCUGAAUAGACACUCGAAACUAUGGCAGAAGUCGCUCCAGCUCCCGCCGCCGCUCCGGCCAAAGCCGCCAAGAAGAAGGCCGUGAAAAAGGCCAAAACCGGACCCAGCGUCCGCGACCUCAUCACCAAGACCGUGGCCGCUUCCAAGGAGCGGAACGGCGUGUCUCUGGCGGCUCUGAAGAAGGCUCUGGCCGCAGCUGGAUACGAUGUGGAGAAGAACAAGGGCCGCAUCAAGGUGGCCGUCAAAAGCAUGGUGGCCAGUGGGGUCCUGACCCAGACCAAGGGCACCGGGGCUUCAGGCUCGUUCAAGAUGAGCAAGAAGGCGGAAGCCAAGCCCAAGAAGAAGGCUGUGAAGAAAGCAGCUCCCAAAGCCAAGAAGGCAGCGGCCAAGAAACCUGCAACCCCCAAGAGGCCGAAGAAGCCAGCAGCAGCAAAGAAGGCCCCGAAGAAGUCCCCGAAGAAGGCGGCCAAGAAGGCCCCGGCGGCCAAGAAAGCAGCAGCAAAGAGCCCCAAGAAGGCCCCCAAGAAGGUGACCAAGAAGCCUGCGGCCAAGAAAGCCCCUGCAAAGAAGGCAGCGGCCAAGCCCAAAGCAAAGAAGGCAGCAGCCAAGAAGAAGUGAGCUGAACCUG
Messenger RNA from Sphaeramia orbicularis (orbiculate cardinalfish), 1042 nucleotides. Its product is annotated as histone H1-like. NCBI's taxonomy places the organism in Eukaryota, Metazoa, Chordata, Actinopteri, Kurtiformes, Apogonidae. Gene Ontology annotation, cellular component: nucleosome. Gene Ontology annotation, molecular function: structural constituent of chromatin; DNA binding. Bases 436 to 1032 code for a protein of 198 amino acids. The transcript has a single exon. The record is from RefSeq and is a predicted model, not a curated record. Gene Ontology annotation, biological process: nucleosome assembly.